UUUAUGAAGAAAUUAAGGAAUCUAAAGCAAAGUACAACCACAAAAGCUAAAAGAGCAUAUGGAGAGGAUGCCACUGAGGUUACUGAAGAUAUAUCGGCAUCAGACUUAGAAGCAAAAAAGCAAGAAUUCCUUAACAAACAUGUAUGCGUCUCUUCAACCCAGAUAGCAAAGAUCCAGAGUUCCACUUCCAAACAAUCUUCAUCAGGUCUGUGGCAUUCUGAGAGAAGAAUACGAUUAACUGCCUCUAAUUUUGGAAAAGUUUAUCGGCGUAGACCAUCUAUCCCAGUUAAAAACUUGGUGAAAUCUCUUCUGUAUUCUAAUUUUAAAGGAAAUAGACAUACUAGAAAUGGACUUCUACAGGAAAGAUCUACUAUAGAGGAAUACAAACUCAGAAAAGCUGAAGAGAAUGAGAAUGUGAUAGUGAAGGACUCAGGAUUGGUAAUUGAUCAUAACAACAACUUCCUAGCAGCAAGUCCUGAUGGUUUUGUGUAUACCUCUGAUGGAAAGAAGGGCCUUAUAGAGAUAAAGAACCUCGUUCAUAAUAAGCCUUUAAAUCUUUUUGAAGCUGCAGACAAAAUAAGGUCAUUUUGUUUGCAGUAUAGAAAUGGAAAAUUAUCCUUAAAGGAGAAUCACGAUUAUUACUAUCAAUGUCAAGGGCUUAUGAACAUUUGUGGAACAGAGUGGAUAGACUUUGUGGUUCGCACUCUGAAUCCCUACCAUCUUUUCAUUGAGAGAAUAUACAGGAAUGAGGAUCUUUGGAACAUAAUGCUGCCAAAGCUCAAAGAUUUUUAUCACACAUCAUUGUUACCUGAAUUAGCUUCUCCUCGGGAAGGGAAAAGUCCAGGCAUAAGGGAACCUGGGGUUUGGUAUUCACCCCCCAAUACAAGGGUGGCUGUUAGAAAAACACGAGGUGGUAGGAUGCUGACGGAUCCUUUAUCAAGGAAAAGCAGAAAUAAAAGAAAAAAGAAAGACUAAGAAUGGAAGAGGAUUUUUUUCAAGACUUUAAUUAUUAAAGGUCAGUAGUUUCUUAAAGAAAGUUUGUAUGAUACUGGUAUCAUAAAAUCUGAAUUCUGCAACUCAUUACAAAGAUUUUGAUGUGCAGAUGAUGUAUGACUCUUAAAAUAGUCAACCAAUUUAAGAUA
Molecule: messenger RNA, 1142 nt
Organism: Magallana angulata
Lineage: Eukaryota; Metazoa; Mollusca; Bivalvia; Ostreida; Ostreidae
Exons: 3
Coding region: 4-975 (323 amino acids)
Source: RefSeq, a predicted model, not a curated record